This is a messenger RNA of Colossoma macropomum (tambaqui), 2697 nucleotides long. It is a transcript of the gene ccnt1, whose product is annotated as cyclin T1. The coding region runs from base 25 to 2259 and encodes 744 amino acids. The record is from RefSeq and is a predicted model, not a curated record. Lineage: Eukaryota; Metazoa; Chordata; Actinopteri; Characiformes; Serrasalmidae. Gene Ontology annotation, cellular component: nucleus; cyclin/CDK positive transcription elongation factor complex. The transcript is spliced from 8 exons. Gene Ontology annotation, biological process: positive regulation of DNA-templated transcription, elongation; regulation of transcription by RNA polymerase II. Gene Ontology annotation, molecular function: cyclin-dependent protein serine/threonine kinase activator activity.
UUUAAAAUAUUGUCCUUCUCAGUAAUGGCGGCUUCGUUCUCGUCUCCUUCGGCGAAUAACAGUAAAUGGUACUUCACUCGCGAACAGAUCGAAAACAGUCCGUCUCGGCGAGCGGGACUGGAUCCCGACAAAGAGCUGUCGUACAGACAGCAGGCUGCUAACCUGUUACAGGACAUGGGACAACGGCUCAAUGUGUCCCAACUCACUAUUAACACUGCCAUCGUCUACAUGCAUCGUUUCUACAUGAUCCAGUCCUUUACACGCUUCCACCGUAACGUGAUCGCUCCAGCCACACUGUUUUUAGCAGCAAAGGUGGAGGAGCAGCCUCGCAAGUUGGAGCAUGUGAUAAAGGUGACCCAUGCAUGUCUCAAUCCUCAGGACCCUUGUCCAGACACUAGGAGUGAUACUUACCUGCAACAAGCCCAAGACCUGGUCAUUCUUGAGAGCAUUAUACUCCAGACCCUCGGUUUUGAGAUCACCAUUGACCAUCCUCACACUCAUGUAGUCAAGUGUACCCAGCUUGUACGAGGUAGGUUUUUACCUUUUUUAGUAGCUCUGUCUCAUGGUCCUGUGCCAAUGCAUGGUAUUUCAUCCUCCCAGAUGAUUGUGGAGAUUUGUCAGGCUUAUUUGUAUGGAUGUUUCAUUUGGGAUGUUCUUACAUUUGUUGUUCCAGCGAGUAAGGACUUGGCCCAGACAUCAUACUUUAUGGCAACCAACAGUCUACACUUGACCACAUUCUGCCUGCAAUACAGCCCACCUGUCGUUGCCUGUGUCUGCAUUCAUUUGGCCUGCAAGUGGUCCAACUGGGAAAUCCCUGUGUCCACUGACAACAAGCACUGGUGGGAGUAUGUCGACCCAACAGUCACUCUUGAGCUCCUGGAUGAGCUCACUCAUGAGUUCCUGCAGAUUUUGGAGAAGACCCCUAGCCGUUUGAAACGCAUUAGAAACUGGAAGGCGGCAGGCCAGACAGCAAAAAAGCCCAAAGUCCCGGAGGAGGGUGAUAAGACAGAGACCAUGAUGAACAUGAUCUCCAUGGCGUCAUCUGGAAGUACACUGGCUGGCCUGAUGAGCCUCUCAGCUCCUCCCUCUGGCUCCUCCUCCUCCAUGGCAUCUUCUUCUGCAGAUGAGAAGGACCGCAGCUCGGCUGGAGGCUCCCAGCAAUGGCAGCCUGGGGGCAAAGAGCAGCAGCAGCAGCAACCCAACCACGAGCUGCAACCUCCUGCUAGAGUCUCCAUGAGCCUGAGCGAGUACCGGGCCAAGCAUGCUGAUGAGCUGGCAGCCCAGAAAAAGAAGCUGGAAAACAUGGAGGCCAGUGUGAAGCGGGAAUACGCCACAGCUGCCCAAGCCUUGUUGGGUCAGCAGAGGAAGGAGAAGCACCAUCACCAUCACCAGCAGCAUCCCAGCUCCCACAGUUCAGGCUCCAGCACUUCAGACCCAAGUAAUCCAUCACCUAUUGUCCUCAAGAUCCCCCUGGACGAGCGGCAGGAUCGCGGCUCACUGAAGAUGCGCCUGCACCCCGGGAGUGGUCAAUCACAGGGGCACAGCAGCCGAGGCCCUGAGCAGGACAUUAAAGUGCGCAUCCGUGUGCCAGACAGACGAGGAGGUUCGGGAGAAGAGGGGAAGAGUAGGGAGAAGCACAGAGAACGGUCCAAUCAUCAUCACCAUCACCACCAUCACCACCACCACUCUUCUUCUAGUAGCGGCUCCAUCUCUUCAUCCUCCUCUUCCUCCUCAGCACAUAAACACUCUAGUUCUGCGAGCGCUUCUGGAAGUAGCAAAAAAGUCCCUUCAAGCGACCCCAUGAGAAUGAGUUCGUCUUCAUCUUCAUCUUCCUCCUCUUCAUCCAGAAAACGAACACACCCCUCGGAGCCUUUAGCAAGCUCCCACCCUUCUAAAGUCAGUAAAUCCUCUAGGAACUCGUACCAGAUGCCUCCCCUGCCCCUGCCUCUAGCUCACGGUGCAGACAUCUUGCCCUCUCUGGGGCUUUCGCACCAUCAGGAGAGCUACUCGCACUCCAAAGGUGACAAGGCUGACACCAACGGCCACGGUGCUGCCGGUGGGAACCAGUCCAACGAGUACCAGGACACAUUCGACAUGUUGAAUUCACUGCUGAGCGCCCAGGGGGUGCAGCCCACCCAGCCACAGAUGUUUGACUACCACUCCCAGUACAGAUACGGAGGCGGCUCGAGAGGAGGAACAUCCCAGCUCCCGCCUCUCCCUUCGGAACCCCCUCCACAGCUUCCACCUCUGCCUAAAUGAACCCCGACCCCUCCCCGUCCAUUCAGCCCAGCCAGUCAUGUGCACAGUCCUGGCCUGGGCUUCCUAGGUUCCGUCCCUAUGAAUUGUCAGACUUUUAUGUUGACAAAGUACCACUAAUUUGACCUCUCUAUCCAUGGUUCACUCGCAAGUGCGUUCUUUCUACUGUUGCUAAGCAGGUGAAAUUUGGGCUUCGCUCAUCAAAAAUACUAAAUCACACUCUUAGCAUAGAUUGUGGGACUUUGACAAAUAUACAGAUUAGUCCAAAAAAAGAAAAACAUACUGCAAAUUUAUGUAUUUUUGACAAAAACUGAGUUGUGCAUUUCAGUUUCUCUCUUGAUUGAGUGGGGACAUAAAAAUUUAAUACUUGUUCUCGCAACAGUAGGCAGGUUUUACAGGUUUUUUUUUAAAGGUUAUUUAAUCACUUAGCCCCCCUUUUAA